Molecule: messenger RNA, 5303 nt
Organism: Eupeodes corollae
Lineage: Eukaryota; Metazoa; Arthropoda; Insecta; Diptera; Syrphidae
Gene: Nrx-IV
Product: neurexin-4
Exons: 14
Coding region: 299-4117 (1272 amino acids)
Source: RefSeq, a predicted model, not a curated record
AUUUCGAAAGCCAAGCGUGUUGGUGGUUAACGUCUACGUCGCGCGACCAUACAACAUUUAACAUUAGUGAUUAAUUUAUUUUCUCCUUUUGGGUGUGUUUUUUUGUUUGUUACUGCAUAAUAAAAAGUGAAGUAUUUUUAUUUUGCAAAGUGUUUUUGUUCGUUAUAAUUUAUCCCCGAAUGAUCUCCUACAUCAAAUAACUAAUCAAUUUCAGUGGAAAAUAAAUAAAUAAAAAGUUAAUUCAACCAAAUGCUUGUGUAAAUAAAAAAUUAGAAAUAAAAAAGAAACAGCAGUGAAAAUGUUUCGUGCGAUGAGUGUUCUUGUGCUUAUAACACUUCUUCUUGUCACCGUUCGGAAUGUUAAUGCAGAUGCGUAUAAUGAUUAUUUUUCCGAUUAUGAAUGUAACGCGCCGCUGAUCGAAAAAGCCGUUCUAACAGCUACCUCUUCACUCCAGGAUCGUGGUCCCAAUAAAGCCAGAUUAAACGCUGGAACAUCAUGGUCUGCUCGCCAUUCUGACUUCGACCAGAAACUUAUCAUUGAUCUCGGCAAUGUUAUGAACGUGACACACAUUGCCAUUCAAGGCCGUCCCCAUAGUAAUGAAUAUGUUACAGAAUAUUCGAUAAGUUAUGGCAUAACUGAUUUGGAAUUUGCAGACUACAAGGAGCCAGGAGGCAAUAUUAAGAUGUUCAAAGGAAACAGCGAUGGAAAUGGAGUGCAUUUUAAUGUCUUCGAAGUCCCAAUUAUUGCCCAAUGGAUACGAAUUAACCCCACUAGAUGGCACGAUAGAAUAUCCAUGCGUGUGGAGUUAUAUGGUUGUGAUUACAUUUCCGAAAACCUCUAUUUCAAUGGGACAAGUUUGGUCAAAUACGACUUGUUAAGAGAACCAAUUGCCUCAACCCGAGAAUCUAUUCGUUUUCGUUUUAAGACAGCUCAAGCCAAUGGAAUAUUGAUGUAUUCACGAGGCACUCAGGGAGAUUACAUUGCAUUGCAAGUAAAAGAUAAUAAAAUGCUUUUAAAUAUGGAUUUGGGAUCUAAGAUUAUGACUUCGCUAUCGGUUGGUAGUCUUUUGGAUGACAAUGUGUGGCAUGACGUUGUUUUGUCUAGAAAUCGUCGAGACAUUAUAUUCUCAGUUGAUCGAGUGAUCGUCAAGGGAAGGAUUAAGGGAGAAUACAGUCGUUUGAAUCUCAAUCGAAAUCUUUAUUUGGGAGGAGUUCCAAAUGUCCAGGAAGGCAUGUUGGUAACACAGAAUUUUAGUGGUUGCAUUGAGAAUCUCUUCCUCAACUCGUCGAAUUUCAUACGAGAAAUGAAGGAUAACUAUGAAUAUGGCGAAGCAUUCCGUUAUCAACGAGUAAACACUAUUUACGCGUGUCCUUCGCCUCCGAUUUAUCCAGUGACUUUCCUCACCAGAUCGUCAUAUGCACGUCUCAAGGGCUAUCAAAAUAUGAAGCAAAUGAAUGUGACCUUUUAUUUCCGAACCUACGAAGAUAGAGGAUCCAUGCUCUACCAUGAGUUCGCUUCAGGUGGCUAUAUUAAGGUUUUCUUGGAGUACGGAAAAGUCAAGAUCGAUUUGAAGCUCGGUGAUAAACCUAGAAUAAUAUUGGACAAUUAUGAGGAACAAUUCAACGAUGGAAAAUGGCAUUCCUUGAUUCUUACAAUUGGAAAGAACAAGCUCGUCCUGGACAUUGAUCAACGACCAAUGACUACGACCAAAAUCAUUCAAAUUUCAACUGGAACUGUGUACAACAUUGCAGGUGGACAUGAUAAGAAUGGUUUCGUGGGUUGCAUGAGGCAGAUAUCGGUUGAUGGCAACUACAAACUGCCCAAGGAUUGGGUUCAAGGCGAAGAAGUGUGCUGUGACAACGAGGUGGUUGUUGACGCUUGUCAAAUGAUCGAUCGUUGUAAUCCAAAUCCAUGUCGGCAUGGUGCCUCAUGCCAUCAGAACUCAAUGGAAUUCUUCUGCGAUUGCAGCCAGACUGGAUACGCCGGAGCUGUAUGUCACACAUCGAAAUACCCACUCUCCUGCUUAGCCUUGAAGAAUGUCCAGAGUGUCCAGCAAAGAGUUAACAUGCACAUAGAUGUUGAUGGAAGUGGUCCGCUGAAGCCAUUCCCCGUUGUCUGUGAAUUUUAUUCUGAUGGAAGAGUCAUCACAACACUUGGACACAGUCAGGAGCGCACGACGACAGUUGAUGGUUUCCAGGAGCCAGGAUCAUUCGAACAGGCCAUUAUGUACGACGCAGAUUUGAUGCAAGUAGAAGCGCUAUUGAACCGAUCUCAUUCGUGCUGGCAACGACUUAGUUACUCGUGCAGAGCUGCUAGACUUCUAAACUCUCCAAGUGAAGUGAAUGCAUUCCGUCCAUUUUCAUGGUGGGUUUCGCGACACAAUCAACCAAUGGACUAUUGGGCAGGUGCAUUGCCAGGAUCUCGUAAAUGCGAAUGUGGAAUUCUUGGCAAGUGCAUCGACCCAACCAAGUGGUGUAAUUGCGACUCAGAGAGAAUGGAAUGGACCGAAGACAGUGGAGAUAUCCGUGAAAAAGAAUACCUACCGGUCCGUGCUGUGCGCUUUGGAGACACUGGAACCCCAUUAGAUGAAAAACAAGGUCGAUAUACUCUGGGGCCGCUGCGUUGCGAGGGUGAUGAUUUAUUCAGUAAUAUUGUAACGUUCCGAAUUGCUGACGCCACCAUCAAUCUGCCACCAUUCGAUAUGGGACACUCGGGAGACAUUUAUAUGGAGUUCAAGACUACUACUGAGAAUGCUGUUCUCUUCCAUGCCACAGGACCAACAGAUUAUAUAAAAUUGAGCAUCAUUGGAGGAACGAAAUUGCAGUUCCAAUAUCAAGCAGGUAGUGGCCCAUUGGGUGUGAAUGUAGAGACAAGCUAUCAUUUGAAUGACAAUCGCUGGCACACAGUCAGUGUGGAGAGAAAUCGGAAGGAAGCUCGUCUUGUUGUUGAUGGAUCACUAAAGGCAGAAGUCCGUGAACCACCAGGUCCAGUGCGUGCGCUACAUCUUACAUCGGAUCUCGUGAUUGGCGCUACUACAGAAUACCGAGAUGGUUAUGUGGGAUGUAUUCGAGCUCUACUUUUGAAUGGAAAAAUGGUCGAUUUGAAAUCAUAUGCUAUUCGUGGUCUUUAUGGAAUUAGCGCCGACUGUGUUGGGCGUUGUGAGUCAAGUCCUUGCCUCAAUAACGGUACAUGUCAUGAAAAGUACGAUGGAUAUUCGUGUGAUUGUCGUUGGAGUGCUUUCAAAGGUCCUAUUUGUGCUGAUGAAAUCGGUGUUAAUCUUCGCGCAAGUUCAAUGAUUCGUUAUGAAUUUGAAGGUUCCUUCAGGUCAACAAUUGCUGAAAAUAUCCGUGUCGGUUUCACCACAACCAAUCCUAAAGGCUUCCUUCUUGGUUUCUCAUCCAAUUUAACUGGAGAAUAUCUAACUAUACAAAUUUCUAACUCAGGUCAUUUAAGAUGUGUUUUUGAUUUCGGUUUCGAACGGCAGGAAAUAAUCUAUCCGAAGAAACAUUUCGGCUUAGGUCAGUAUCAUGAUGUAAGGUUCUCGAGGAAGAACAGUGGUUCGACGGUUGUGCUGCAGGUUGAUAACUAUGAACCAGUUGAAUAUAAUUUCGAUAUCAAGGCGUCUGCAGAUGCACAAUUCAAUAAUAUUCAAUAUAUGUACAUUGGAAAGAACGAAUCGAUGACUGAUGGAUUCAUUGGUUGUGUGUCUAGAGCUCAGUUUGAUGAUAUCUAUCCUCUGAAACUUAUGUUCCAACAAAAUCCACCACCGAAUGUUAAGUCUUUAGGAACACAACUUACUGAGGACUUCUGUGGUGUUGAGCCUGUUACUCACCCACCCAUUGAAAUCGAAACCCGUCCUCCACCUUUGGUUGAUGAGGAGAAACUGAGAAAAGCCUACAAUGAAGUGAAUUCAGUUCUUUUGGGCAGUCUUCUUGCUAUUCUGUUUAUCCUAAUCGUUGUUAUGGCAGUUUUAAUUGGAAGAUAUCUUCAUCGACACAAAGGAGAUUAUCUUACACACGAAGACAAAGGUGCCGACAAUGCUGACGACCCCGACGAAGCUGUUGUUCAAUCGACAACUGGACACCAAGUCACGAAAAGAAAAGAGUGGUUUAUUUAGAUGGCUCGAAAAAAAGAUAGUAGUUAAAAACGACCAUCUGAUAAUGAGAUGGAAGCAAAAAGUGAGAGAGAGGUUAUUUCAUUAUUAUUUUUUGUUUGAAUAGCUCCUUUUUAGUUUAUCUACACAAAAACCGAUUAGACUAGGGUAGAUUGAUCAACCAAAAAAAAAAGGCCAUCGGCUUAUUUGUCUACUUUCCAUGCCAUCCUUUGCACAAAAAAAAGUUGUAGCUUUGAUAGUUCGUUCUCAUUCGUUUAUAAUUUCUCCAAAUUAUUAUGAACAAUCAAUAACACACCAAUUAACUCAUUUUCCAUCUGUACGGUUUCACAUCUUUCAAUGUAAAUGGCUAAAGAGGUUAAAUCUGCCUUUAGUUAAAUUAAUUAAAAACUAAACUUAAGUUGACAGCAUUUUUGUAACAAAAAUAUUUAAAAACAAAAACAAGAAUAUUAUGUUAACGAUUUUAUUUCGUCCCGUCCAUUUUUGUACUUUAAGUUACGUAUUUUUGUUCGUAAUUGCUUAUUUUUUUUGUAUUUUUGUAUAAUUUUCUACACUCUCUUAUUUAUUACAAAAAAAAAAACAUAACAGCAUUUUGUAAAAGAAGCAUCUUAAACUUAGUUUAAAAACAACUAAAAGAAAAAAAUGUUAUCGUUUUGUAUAUUUGCCAAAGUUUUUGUAUAUAAUAAUUAAAAUAAAAUCUUAAAUCGUGAAAUACAAUUUCAUAGCUUGCAUUUAUAAUUAAAAAAAAUAUAAAAAAAAACAAACAAAAUAUUUUUCAAAAUAAUCCAGGCAAAUGUACAAAUAUAAUAUAAAAAACAAAAACAAAACUUAAAGUUGCUUCAGUGAAAAACUAUGUUAUCUCCGUCUCAAAACUCUUGUAAUUUCAAUUGAAAAUAUUAUUUUUUUUAUAUAAAUUUAAAUAUAAAAUUAUUAUCGUAUUUCCGUUUCGAAUUUUUAAACAUUCCAUUAAAAUUAAUAUAUAAAUAUAAAGAAAAUAAAAAAAAAAUGAAAAAAAAGUUUAUGUACGAAUGUUUUUGUUAAAUUAUAAAGUUUUUUCGUAAGGAAUAAUAAUUAAAAAAAAUAAUAAAUAAAAGCAAACACAAGAGAGAACUAAGAAUAACAAUAAUAUUAUACUUUAAGCGAAAACAAAGCGAAACAAUAAAGAAAUAUAGUUUUUAAGAUCAAAUGAAAA